GCUGGUACAGUCAGUGUUAACACCUCACAUCGUCGCGGGCAAAAUAAAAAAGGUCAAUACCACGGCGACGUGACUCAUACAAGGCCCUGGUCUGGUCUGGGCGCCGGAGAGUUAAAUGGCGCUGGCCUAGACAGACUGUACACUACAGUGCUUCUCUUUUCCACUAUCAAUACUACUGUCCAUAUUUUUCGCCCUUGUCUGCACUUUCCAGGUAACGUUCAUCGGGAUCUUUGAUAACAACGCAUCACAAACACACCAUGAACUCCGCCGACAAAAUGCCGCACCGCUACGUCCAUGCCCUGAACGAGCUUGACGAUGUCAACAUCAGGCGCAUCCGGCCCCUCAUCCCGCCGCAGAUUCUGAUGGAGGAUCUGCCGCUGAGCGAGUCUGCCGCAAAGACGAUUGUCAAGGGCCGCCUUGAGUCGGAGGCCAUCAUCCAGGGCAAGGACGACCGCUUGCUUGUCGUGGUCGGGCCGUGCUCGAUCCACAACCCGACUGCCGCCUUAGAGUACGCCGACCUGCUGAAGGAGUACGCCGCCCAGGCCACCGACGACCUGUGCAUUGUCAUGCGCGUGUACUUUGAAAAGCCGCGUACGACAAUCGGCUGGAAGGGCCUGAUCAACGACCCCGACCUCAACAACGACUUUGCCAUCAACAAGGGCCUGCGCAAGGCGCGCACGCUUCUGCUGGAUAUUGCUGAGAAGGGGCUGCCGGCCGGCUGCGAACUGCUGGACACGAUUUCGCCGCAGUACAUUGGCGAUCUCAUCUCGUGGGGCGCCAUUGGCGCACGUACCACCGAGUCGCAGGUCCACCGUGAGCUGUCCUCGGGUAUGUCUGUGCCCAUCGGCUUCAAGAACGGCACCGAUGGCAAUGUCAAGGUCGCCAUCGAUGCGAUCAAAUCGGCCGAGUCUCACCACUGCUUCCUGUCUGUAACCAAGCAGGGUCUUAGUGCUAUUGUUGAGACAGAAGGCAACAAGCACUGCCACAUCAUCCUGCGUGGCGGCGCUGACGGGCCCAACUACGAUGAGAAGUAUGUCAAGGAGUAUGUUGCGCAGCUGCAGAAGGCCAAUGUCAAUGCACACUUGAUGAUUGAUUGCAGUCACGGCAACAGCUCCAAGGACUUCCACAAGCAGCCCAUCGUCGCCGACAGCAUCCGCGAGCAGCUGUCCAAUUCGGACACUGGUGGUUUCAUUUCUGGUGUCAUGAUUGAGAGCAAUCUGAUUGAGGGCAACCAGAGCAUUCCGGCCGAUGGCGAUCUGUCCAAGCUGGUCUACGGCAAGAGUAUCACCGAUGCCUGCGUCAAUUGGGAGGACACUGUCAAGAUCCUUGACGGCCUUCGUGAGGGAGUUCGUGCUCGCCGCCAGAGACAGGUUGGAUCUUCCAACUAAUCCUGCCACUUUAGUAGUACCUUUUCUAUUGUGUGAAGUCAACCAUAUUGCCUUACCAAUUC
This is a messenger RNA of Linderina pennispora, 1450 nucleotides long. RefSeq names its product 3-deoxy-7-phosphoheptulonate synthase. The coding region runs from base 258 to 1388 and encodes 376 amino acids. The record is from RefSeq and is a predicted model, not a curated record. Gene Ontology annotation, cellular component: cytoplasm. NCBI's taxonomy places the organism in Eukaryota, Fungi, Kickxellomycota, Kickxellomycetes, Kickxellales, Kickxellaceae. Gene Ontology annotation, molecular function: 3-deoxy-7-phosphoheptulonate synthase activity. The transcript has a single exon. Gene Ontology annotation, biological process: aromatic amino acid biosynthetic process.